AUGGAGGUCCUACCGGAGAACUAUAACCUAGAAGUCCCUAAAACUAUCUGGAGAAUAAGAAAGGACGGAUUCAAAAAAGUUGCUCUACAGCUUCCUGAAGGUUUAACAAUGUUUGCAACUGCUCUUUGUGAUAUCAUAGAAAGUUUUACCGACGCUGAAACCCUGAUCAUGUCUGAUGUAACCUACGGAGCAUGCUGUGUUGAUGAUUUCUCUGCCAGGAACAUUAAUUAUUCUAAACUAAAAAAUGUUUUAGUUCCUGUUGAUCAGACUUCAACCAUCAAGAUGCUUUAUAUAUUUGUGGAUAUAAAGAUGGAUACUCUUCACUUUACACAGACAGUUAAACAAAAUAUUGACAAGGAGAAAAGUAUAAGCUUAGUGAGCACUAUUCAGUUUGUUGCCACUCUCCAGGCUGUAGCAAAACAACUCAGGGAUGAUGGAUAUACCGUAUUUGUUCCUCAAGUGAAACCUCUAUCCCCCGGGGAAAUAUUAGGUUGUACUUCACCUAAGAUGGAAACCUCGUGUCUUAUUUAUCUUGGAGAUGGUCGCUUUCAUUUAGGAGAGCAGUUAUCCCUUGGCUGCGAUUUUCUAAUUCACUAUGGACACAGUUGUUUAGUUCCUGUUGAUCAGACUUCAACCAUCAAGAUGCUUUAUAUAUUUGUGGAUAUUAAGAUGGAUACUCUUCACUUUACACAGACAGUUAAACAAAAUAUUGACAAGGAGAAAAGUAUAAGCUUAGUGAGCACUAUUCAGUUUGUUGCCACUCUCCAGGCUGUAGCAAAACAACUCAGGGAUGAUGGAUAUACCGUAUUUGUUCCCCAAGUGAAACCUCUAUCCCCCGGGGAAAUAUUAGUGAGGAAGGGCAUGAUCAUCAAUAUAUUUAGUGAGGAAGGAUAUGAUCAUGAAUAUGUUAGUGAGGAAGGAUGUUUAGUGAGGAAGGGUAUGAUCAUGAAUAUGUUUAGUGAGGAAGGAUAUGAUCAUGAGUUGAUGAAGAGGAAUAGACUGAAUGCAAUCAAUCAAGCAAGAAAUUCAAAAACGUGGGGAAUUAUUCUAGGUACUCUUGGAAGACAAGGGAAUCCUAAUAUUUUAUAUCAUCUAAAGGCCAAGUGUGAGAAGGCUGGGAAGGAAGUUGUAACUAUUCUUCUAUCAGAAAUAUUUCCACAGAAGCUGAGUUUAAUGCCGGAAGUAGGGGCCUGGAUUCAGAUAGCCUGUCCCCGGCUGUCGAUAGACUGGGGUCUAGCGUUUAAAUCUCCAAUAUUAUCUCCUUAUGAGGCUGCAGUAGCUCUUGAAGAGAUACCCUGGCAGAUAGAGGUUUAUCCGAUGGAUUUCUACGCCAACGAAAGUCUGGGACCCUGGACACCAAACCAUAAACCUGUCAUUGAUAUUCUCAACCCUAAACCUCAGGAGAAAGUGUGUUGCGGAAAUAAAGAUUGCGACAAAAAGAAAUAUUAGAAAUGUUAUUUUAUGAAUUAUUAUCUAUUUUUUAUAUACAUAACAAAAUUCCUUUCUACUUUCAGAA
Eurytemora carolleeae is the source of this 1516-nucleotide messenger RNA. It is a transcript of the gene Dph1, whose product is annotated as 2-(3-amino-3-carboxypropyl)histidine synthase subunit 1. The record is from RefSeq and is a predicted model, not a curated record. Gene Ontology annotation, biological process: protein histidyl modification to diphthamide. Lineage: Eukaryota; Metazoa; Arthropoda; Copepoda; Calanoida; Temoridae. Bases 1 to 1449 code for a protein of 482 amino acids. The transcript is spliced from 21 exons. Gene Ontology annotation, molecular function: 2-(3-amino-3-carboxypropyl)histidine synthase activity.